UUCCGGAUGAUGGCCGUGAAGCCCGUGGCCACCAUCAGCGACUCGGUGAUAUAUACUUGCUCGGCGGCGGUGAACCGGGCCCGGUUGUCCAUCAGUUUUCUCAUCAACUUCAACGACCUGGCCAGCUUUUGCGGGCCCAAACCUCUGGGUACCACCUGCCAGUUCCGCCCGCACGUUGUCACGCGGAGAAACCUCAUCCUACCGCCGCUCACCAUCUACGAGGCGCAGGUCCGUCCGGUCCUCGGGUGCCGGCUGGAGUUCAACUCCCGGGAACAGAUCAACGGCACGGUGUCGUGCUCCUUCGAGGACCCGGACGACCCGUUGGGCGUCCUGGCGCAGCUGUACGGCUUCUUCGACAUCGACGUCCGCUCGACCAACAUGAGUGCGAACGACUUCGGGAAACUGUGCGCGGUGCAGCAGGGAUGCCGCCACGAAGCAAUCCACUGCGAGGACUACAACCACAUCACCUGUCCGGCGUGCCAGGAGGGCAUGGGCUUCGACAGCUUCUACCACCUGUGCUACGAUCCGCGGCAGAUCGACCAGUCGUGCGUCUACAAGCACCAGUGCCAGCGGGCAGACCCGCGCUCGCUGUGCAAGCAACGCCGCUGCCAGUGCCGGCCCCGGCACUCGGACAUGGGCGACGGCUGCAAGGCCAUCAUCGAGCUGGGCUACCUGUGCGGCGGGGGCACGCAGUGCAGGGACGAGAUGGCGCUGUGCGUCGAGCACGCCUGCAAAUGCCAGGCGGGCUUCCAGCCGUCGAACGGCAGGUGCGUGCCCAUGACGAGCAUCGACGUGAAGGACGUCCUGGUGAUGGCCACGUCCACCAUGAUCGUCUUCACGGCCUUGGCGUCCAUGCUGUGCGUCCUGCUCAGGGAGCACCGACCCGACGACGAAGAGGGCAACCGGUCCCGCUACUCGCUCACGUCCAUACGUUGACCGCGCCCCACCAGGACUCUCAUAUAGACCUGGUCAAUUGCUAAUCAUUUCAUUGUUCCACUAGCUCAGAUGAUGAUACAGGGUGUC
This is a messenger RNA of Ixodes scapularis (black-legged tick), 1023 nucleotides long. RefSeq lists its product as uncharacterized. The transcript has 4 exons. NCBI's taxonomy places the organism in Eukaryota, Metazoa, Arthropoda, Arachnida, Ixodida, Ixodidae. Bases 7 to 936 code for a protein of 309 amino acids. The record is from RefSeq and is a predicted model, not a curated record.